Messenger RNA from Jaculus jaculus (lesser Egyptian jerboa), 1173 nucleotides. Its product is annotated as vomeronasal type-1 receptor 4-like. Gene Ontology annotation, biological process: G protein-coupled receptor signaling pathway. The record is from RefSeq and is a predicted model, not a curated record. Lineage: Eukaryota; Metazoa; Chordata; Mammalia; Rodentia; Dipodidae. The transcript has 2 exons. The coding region runs from base 1 to 1173 and encodes 390 amino acids. Gene Ontology annotation, molecular function: pheromone receptor activity. Gene Ontology annotation, cellular component: membrane.
AUGUUUUGGAAUUCCCAUGUGCAGACAAUCAUUUACCUUUUUCUUACUGUACCUGGAAUUGUGGGAAACAUCCUGAUAUUCGUGAGAUAUGUAUAUAAUAUUCUCAUGGGGACUAAGAAAAAAUCCAUCGACCUUAUCCUCAUUCACUUGUCAUUUUCAAAUAUACUCAUGAUUUGUAGCACGGUUAUCAGAGAGAAAGCCAUAAUUGUUUAUUUCAAGAUCUCCCUAGGUGAGGUUGGUUGUAAAGUUGUGGUUUUUCUGGGAAGGAUGACUCGAGGCGUCUCCAUCUGCACCACCUGUCUCCUCAGCAUUGUCCAGGCUGUCACCAUCAACCCUAGGAUCAAAUUGUGGAGAAAACUCAAACCACAGACUGCAGGACAGGUUCUUCCCUAUCUCCUCCUCUUUUGGAUGUUAAAUUCUUUGACAAGCUGUAACCUACUGUGUUAUAUCACAGUAGUCAGAAGCAUGAACAGAUCUGUGGCUGACAAGGACAGUGGGAGUUGUGUUAUGCUACCAUCUAGGCAAAUAGUGAAAUGGCUGUUCCUCUCCCUCAUGGCUCUCCGUGAUGUUGUCUUCCAGAGUCUCAUGGUCUGGAGCAGUGCGUCCAUGGUUCUCCAUCUGUAUAAACAUCACAAGCGCGUCUCCUACCUGCAUAGCAGCUCCAAGUGUGUGAACAAUUCCAGCCCAGAAAUCAGAGCCACACAGAGCACUCUCAUUCUCAUGGCCAUGUUUCUUUUCUUUUAUUUGGUUGAUUUCAUUCUCUCCUUCUACACAGGAUUCACAGUGACACAAGAUUCAACCACCUUUAUUAUUAAAGGUUUUCUAGAACUUGACUAUGCUAUUCUCAGCAGCUUUGUCCUGCUCAGCAGAGAUGUCCUUGUUGGGCAGCGCGGACGUGACCCGGAGGAGCUGACCCCGCAGGCAGGCGGCACAGCAGAGUCCAUCCGCGCCCGGUGGGCGUCGCUGCAUCCAGAAGCGCUGAGGACGCCGGUGACCAUCACCGCGGUCACACGCUUCGCACCACGGCGCGGACCUGGCCGUGCCGACGAAGAGCGCGGGGACGAGACUCCCUUCCGGGCUCCGCGAGCAGCGCGCGGGGAGGCUGAGCUCAGGGCCUCGGCUCACCGCCCGGCAGCCCCGCCUCACACUUCUGGUCACUUCCUCGUGUUGUGA